CUACUAGCUAAUGGAGGAGAUUGACGGGUUGGUGGUCAAGUUGAAGCUGCAAGGGGCGUGCGGAUCCUGUCCCAGCUCGCUCAUGACCAUGAAGAUGGGGAUCGAAGCCCGGCUCAAGGAGAAGAUCCCGGAGAUAAUCGGCGUGGAGCAGGUGCAAGACACGGAGACGGGGCUUGAGCUGACAGAGGAAAACGUUGACAAGAUACUGUCGGAGAUACGGCCUUACUUGGUGGGAACUGGCGGAGGGGAGCUGACGCUUGUCAAGAUCGAUGGGCCGGUGGUGAAGAUACGCAUCGAGGGUCCUGCAGCCGGGGUCAUGACUGUUCGUGUGGCCGUGACGCAGAAGCUGCGGGAGAAGAUCCCCAUGAUCGCCGCCGUGCAGCUCGUUUUAUCUGACGGUUUUGGCCCCAAAAUGCUUAUUUUUAUUGUUCGCUGGGAGUCCCGCCUUUGUUUUUGUUGCCAGCCAAAGAAACACACAGAAAGUUUGAAGGAGAGAGAGAGCGCAAAAAUCUGAGAGGAGAGAAAGACAUGGCACCGGCUUUGAUUGACUUUGCCGCGCUCCACUUCUUUGAUCCCUCCAUCUCCAUCUCGUCCUUUUUCUUUUUCUACUUGGACUCGGACGAUUCGAUCCAUGUCAUGUUUCGCUCGAAGUCGAUGGAUCACUGCCCGAUCACUCCACCACUUCUUGUCGACUGGAAAAGUCUUUAAAUUCCUCUCGCUGAUGCGAUCAGCACGGCAUUAGCCUGAGAUCAAGGCCGCGGAUCAUCCAGCAAAGUCUAAGCUUUUUGCCAAGGA
This is a messenger RNA of Selaginella moellendorffii, 795 nucleotides long. Its product is annotated as nifU-like protein 2, chloroplastic. Gene Ontology annotation, molecular function: iron ion binding; iron-sulfur cluster binding. The record is from RefSeq and is a predicted model, not a curated record. Gene Ontology annotation, cellular component: chloroplast stroma; mitochondrion. Lineage: Eukaryota; Viridiplantae; Streptophyta; Lycopodiopsida; Selaginellales; Selaginellaceae. The transcript has 2 exons. Gene Ontology annotation, biological process: iron-sulfur cluster assembly. The coding region runs from base 11 to 514 and encodes 167 amino acids.